CCUCUGUCUCCUCCUACUCAUUCCACUACCGCUGCCACCUACUCCCCCCUUCACCACUCCUCCAUCCUGGGCCCGUUUCCCCGUCUCGAUAAUUUUCAAUCCCAGCCGCUAGGCACCUUUUUUCCCCCAGACUCUGCAGAACUUGCUCUCCCUGCGCCUCUAUCUCUCUCUUCCGCUCCCCCUCCCCGCGCGCGCCCCUCGAAGCCUGGCCGAACCUCUCCCUGUCUCUGUCCUCUCCCGCGUCCUCCGCGCCAAAAACAGCUGGCCUGCGCAACAUCUACCGCCGAACAUCCGACACUAUGGCCCAGAUCCGAGGCACAGCCGGCUACCAUCUCGGCGGCCCCAACCCCUUCGGCGGCCCGAAAACCGAAGCGCCUGACCCGAGUCCCCUGGACGCCAUCCGGGAGCAGACCAGUAAGAUUGAGGAUGUUCUCGACACUAUCAGCGAGCCCAUCAAGCCAUACCUACCAGCCAUUGGCCGUUUUCUGAUAGUGGUCACAUUCCUCGAGGACGCCCUGAGGAUCAUAACGCAAUGGACUGACCAGCUCGUCUACCUGAAUUCCUACAGGCACAUUCCCAACGGCCUGACGCACUUGUUCCUCAUCACCAAUGUCGUGACCAUGAGCGCCUGCUCCAUCCUGGUCAUCGCUCGGAAAUAUUCCGACCACGCCGUUGCCGGUCUCAUGGCAGUAGUCGUCACCCAGGCCUUAGGGUAUGGCCUGAUUUUCGACCUCAACUUCUUCCUCCGAAACCUCUCCGUCAUCGGUGGCCUUAUCAUGGUCCUUUCCGACUCGUGGGUUCGGAAGACCAAGGCCUUCGCCGGCCUACCCCAACUCGACGAGAAGGACCGGAAAAUGUACUUCCAGCUGGCCGGCCGCGUGCUGUUGAUAUUCCUGUUCAUCGGGUUUGUCUUCAGUGGAGAGUGGUCCGUCUGGAGGAUCGGCGUGUCCGUCAUCGGCCUGAUUGCUUGCAUCAUGGUAGUGGUCGGCUUCAAGGCUAAGUUCAGCGCCACUCUCUUAGUCGUCAUUCUGAGCAUCUUCAACAUCUUGGUGAACAACUUCUGGACGCUUCACGAGCACCACCCGCACAAGGACUUUGCCAAGUAUGACUUCUUCCAGAUCUUGUCUAUCGUCGGCGGGCUUCUCCUGCUUGUGAACAGCGGCCCUGGCCAAUUCAGCAUCGACGAGAAGAAGAAGGUCUACUAGGCGGCUACCAGAGUCUGCUGAACCGUAAGAACGUCUACCCACUAGCACUUGGCAUCGCGAUCACGUAGGACCUAGUCAUCUAGCAAUGCAUGUGCCGAUGCCGACUGGGUCAUGCAUCGUGCGGCGCAACGGGCGUAGAGCGACGGGGCUUUGGAUCUUAUUUUGGGGGCCGGAAAGGUUCAAGUGAAUCGGUCUGGCCUUUUAGCUAGUCUGAUGGUGAGCCCCCCCCCUCCCCACGGCAAAAACCCGGAGUAAAAAAAAACCCGGAGAAAGAGAUAGUGAGAGAAGAAAGUUGAUCAAUUCAAGGCAAAAGUGAAUUACAGGUCCCCGACAUAUGUGCAUCAUGUAAUGUAUAGGGUCGAUAUAUGUUGGGGCAGUCACGCAUAGCCUCGACCAGACGCCUGUAUUGAAAAGAUGCCAAUAGCAAGGCCAAGUCCAUUUCUUACCCCGGGAAGAGUAACAUAGCGGACGUAUCUGUGUGAAGAGGGAGGUUAGGGACGGAGGUUGGGUGCGUGUAUUUGAGAGGACAGGAAUGGGACGGGGUUGGCGGGUAGCAGUUCAGAAGAGGGGCUACUUGGCAACGUGAUGCGCAUACCUAGGCCACCUAGGCAUCGAAAUUACUCGCACCGGAAAAGGUGUCAAUGACGAGGGGGACAUAAGGCGGCUAUGUACGAUACGACGUACGGUACUUGGAUUAUAGACAGAUGGGAUAAUAGGUGCGUGCCGUGAAGGAGGCUUCC
Durotheca rogersii is the source of this 1945-nucleotide messenger RNA. RefSeq names its product SURF4-domain-containing protein. The record is from RefSeq and is a predicted model, not a curated record. The transcript has 4 exons. Bases 300 to 1205 code for a protein of 301 amino acids. NCBI's taxonomy places the organism in Eukaryota, Fungi, Ascomycota, Sordariomycetes, Xylariales, Xylariaceae. Gene Ontology annotation, cellular component: endoplasmic reticulum-Golgi intermediate compartment; membrane; endoplasmic reticulum. Gene Ontology annotation, biological process: Golgi organization.